AUGCCUCGGACUCCAGGCUUCAGCCAUCAAAUUCACGCACAAAACAUUCCCGCCAAAUGGCAACUUUUGAUUGUUCCCCAAAAGUUUUGUCCGAUUUCAGCAAGAGAGGCUAGUGAGAAGAAGGAUAGAGCAAAUGUCCUGGCUUCCCCGUGGGAGUGGGGCUGCAGCCGCCCGCAAGUGCCCAGCGCCGAGCUGCCCUCAGCUCUGUCCCGGUGCCCCGGAGGCCGGGGAGAGGCCGGGCAGGCUCAGCCCGGUGCCGGAGCCCCUGUGCCCCGGGGAGAGGCCGGGCAGGCUCAGCCCGGUGCCGGAGCCCCUGUGCCCCGGGGAGAGGCCGGGCAGGCUCAGCCCGGUGCCGGAGCCCCUGUGCCCCGGGGAGAGGCCGGGCAGGCUCAGCCCGGUGCCGGAGCCUCUGUGCCCCGGGGAGCCUCCGCCACCCGCGCAGGCAGCUCGGGUCCCCGAGGGGCGACUGCCUCCUCCACGGGGGAGCCUCCAGUCCACGCGUGGAGGCUUUGCCAGCGUUUUCCAGGUGCUGCCAGCCACCAAGGGGCCCGAAGGACCUGCCUCUCUGCGGGCGGGGAAUGCUGCGGGCAGUGCCAGGGAGCUGAGGGUUAUCCCCCAGAGCCGACUGUUUCCCCAGGACAGUGCGGAUUUGAGCCCUUGAUAUUUGGCUUAAUUUGUAAACGAUUAAACGAAAUAGAAGGAGAACAACCCUCUACUCUGCUAAAAGCCAGCUGCGGAGGGGAGGAAAGAGCGUGGUUUUGCGUGUUUAUGCGGGCGAGUCGCGCACUGGACAUUACCCCCUUUCAAAGAGUAAAUUCACUUGGGAGUUUCCUAACUUUCCUAAGGAAGGACCUCCGGGAAUGGCUCCCCGACAGGCGCUGCCGGGGUGGGGACUGCACCAGUCAAGACAGUGGUCAGGAGCAGAAACCAGUUUGCAGUCGUUUCCCCGCUGGCGCAGUGGCUUACGAGAAGCGCUGA
This is a messenger RNA of Pseudopodoces humilis (Tibetan ground-tit), 978 nucleotides long. NCBI's taxonomy places the organism in Eukaryota, Metazoa, Chordata, Aves, Passeriformes, Paridae. The record is from RefSeq and is a predicted model, not a curated record.